Lachancea lanzarotensis is the source of this 1143-nucleotide messenger RNA. RefSeq names its product LALA0S07e02828g1_1 (gene HPM1). Gene Ontology annotation, biological process: peptidyl-histidine methylation, to form tele-methylhistidine. Gene Ontology annotation, molecular function: protein-L-histidine N-tele-methyltransferase activity. Lineage: Eukaryota; Fungi; Ascomycota; Saccharomycetes; Saccharomycetales; Saccharomycetaceae. The transcript has a single exon. The coding region runs from base 1 to 1143 and encodes 380 amino acids. The record is from RefSeq and is a predicted model, not a curated record.
AUGUCAUUUCAGUUUGGAUUUUCUAAUCAGGAUCUCAGUGAUGAUGAGCUGACUGACCAACUCGCUGAUGGUAUCGAGAACUCUGACGUUGUUGCGAGUGCAGAGGUUCCGUCAAUCAGCGCAUUAGACUUGCCCCACUUGAAGUCCACAGGUUUGAAACAGCCAAAAUGGGAACCGUUGCAAAAUGUCUUACAGAGUCUGGUCGACGUUAGGGUCUCUUUUGAAAAGAUACUCACACCUCAAUGUUCUAUUCCGUUGUAUCGCCGAGAACUUUUCGAUGUCAAACACCAAUUGAUGACUGAGUCGGAAGAAAAACAAGAUGAAGAGGCACAAGCCGAACUAGAGAUUUUGAUCGGAGAUACGAACGAAGAUCUACGGAAAAACGUGUAUGAGGGGGGUCUUAAAUCAUGGGAAUGCUCGAUCGAUCUGGUAGAGACACUUUCAACUUCUGCACACCGCAAAACGCGUCAUACUACUAUCUUGGAACUUGGCUGUGGCACAUCACUGCCCUCUGAAUAUCUUCUCAGCCAGCUUCUGUCCGAAGACACUCAAAGUUGCGAUGCCACUUUCGUUUUAGCAGACUAUAACGAAUCGGUACUGCGACUUGUAUCUUUGCCAAACCUUAUCAUAACAUGGGCGUUGCAAACUUUGAACCCACAGGAGCUCACAAAACUACAACAAGGAGACGAUUCUUCUGUCCCAGUUGUGGAGGACGAGCUUUUGUUCACGCAAUCGUUACUUCGCAAAUUCCAAGAAGAAAUUGCUGCUCGAGGAAUCGACAUCAAACUUGUUUCUGGAACAUGGGGUCGUCAGUUCUACGACCUCUUGUCUGCACGUUUACAUGGUUCAUCGUCAGAACUUUUGAUCCUGUCCUCUGAAACCAUUUACCAGCCAGACAUGCUUCCUGUGGUUUCCGAUCUAAUUCUACAGCUGCUUACCGAUUCACAGUCGCAGCAGCGCCGCGCAACAGCUUUGGUCGCUGCUAAGGACAUAUAUUUCGGUGUUGGAGGUAGUGUCAUUGAGUUUCAAAACUAUAUCCAGAAAAGAAUCGCUGGUAACUCACUGAACCUAGCAUGGCAAACCUUCAAAGUGCAGGCCGGACUCAAGAGGUCCAUUGUUUCGAUAUACGGGGAACAAGCCUGA